AUGCGUAGUGUUCGUAACAACGUAGGACGUACCUAUAUAUUUAAACGGAAAAGUAGAUUUCACUCUGUACAGUAUCUUUGUUUGUACCAAACUGGUCGCGCUCUGGGGCACAGAGACCAAAUGUAUUGGAACGCAGUGCUUCUAAUGGCCUGGUCUUUGGCCACGGUCUCCGCCAUUUUGGAUUCCACCAGGAGUCMACGUUACUGGGAGGACACGAAAUCCGAUGACGUUGGUCGUUAUCAAAUUGACAACAUGUUGAAAACCUAUAUGGUCAAAGGAGGAGGAAAUAAACAUUUCGUUACUUCCGUAUUCCCUGAAAUGGAUGCCAGAGGAUUUCAUGAAUAUGUCUUCGAUGGACUACAGCCGGAUUUUCAGUGGCCGUCAAUUAAAUUUAAAAGGAACUAUUAUCCGCAAGGAAUUACGUCCCGAGGAUUCAGCGAUGAUAUUUUUCACCAAAGCUUUGGAAUGUUCGAGCCUUUAAAACGGUCGGUGUCUAGAACAUCACCAUCGGUUGCAAACAUGUUGCGGCGCCUAUACCCGAAAACAGGCGCCAGCGGUGGAGGCAUCAGACUGCGCCAACCUGAGCACACCCAGAAAAUAGCCACGGCCAAGCGCCGGCCCGAGAUGGACGCCAACGGUUUCCACGGCGAUUCGUUCACUGGCGGUUUCGACCGGUUCGACACGAUGAAGCGCAGGCCCGAAAUGGACGAAACCGGUUUCGAGGGUGACUCGUUCACCGGUUUCGGCGGGUUCGAGACCAUGAAGAGGGACGACGGCGACGACAAGAACCCGGCCCACCCCACGUCGUCCGCCCACGCAGGUCGGUUGUUCAGCGGGCGACAAGAGUAGGCUACGGUGGCGGAAUUUCACCACCACCGUCACUACCCCAACGUCAUCCACAGAAGGAGUACUCACGUCGUCGUUGCAGUCGCCAUCGCCUCCGUCGUCAUCGUUGUCGACGUUUUUUAAUAUUAUAAUACAAAUACGAAAAUAUAAUAUACGUAUUUAUAGACAGUAGAAAUUGGAUUCAAAUAUUAUUAUAUUAUAUAGAGAGACUUAUUACCGUAGGCGGAAAUCAUGUGCACGUCUAUUGCUAUGAGAGAGACCAUAACAUAUUAAAACACUUAAUUCAUCUAUUUUUCGAGACAAAUAAACAAAGUUACGAUUUCAUAACAAACAACAUUUAAAAAAAAAUACUUCUGUGCUUUUUUKAUGGAUAUACUCGUCUAUAUUAUAUUAUAUCAUGUACUGCUGUUCAGUCUCCCAUGUAAUUUAUAUUAUCUGUUAAUGAAUUCUUAACACGUUUAGUAACCUACGUUUGUAUGGGCAAUAUUUCUAAGAGCAAAAAACAAUAUUAAACACAAUGUUUUAAAUAAAAAAUGUUCAAUCUUUAGAGGCUUUGCUAGCUUUGAGGAAAUCUAAAUUCACUCUCCUUGCACGACUUCCGUCAAUGCUUAUUACUUUCAUUAUCAUUAAUAUUAUUAUUGCAAUUGAUUGAAACGAUGGACGAUCGGUGUGAUAUAUGUGCGAUGUUAUAUACCUAUUAUAAUAUUAUACAUAGUCACAUAGAUGUGUAUAAUGUGUCGAUAACUAMUUUAUUAUAAACUAAUUUUUGUUCUAAAUUAUAAUCUGAAAUAAAUGAGAUAUGUACACA
Messenger RNA from Diuraphis noxia (Russian wheat aphid), 1654 nucleotides. RefSeq lists its product as uncharacterized. The record is from RefSeq and is a predicted model, not a curated record. Lineage: Eukaryota; Metazoa; Arthropoda; Insecta; Hemiptera; Aphididae.